This is a messenger RNA of Mesorhabditis spiculigera, 738 nucleotides long. Lineage: Eukaryota; Metazoa; Nematoda; Chromadorea; Rhabditida; Rhabditidae. The record is from the annotation of a GenBank genome assembly.
AUGGACGCCAACUCGGACACUUGGUCACUCCGGGAAGAAGCUGUGGCAGGGGUUGAGGGCGUUGUCGACCUGCUCGAAGACCAUUUCGGAUUCCCAGUCCCGCGAUCACCCCAAGCCACCGGUAGCAGCGGGGGGCUGGAUUCUAAAAAGCACUCCACAGCUGGUCUACCCCCCGGCGGCACGCUGUUCACCUUUGACACCAAGGGCGAUGAGCCGGACAAGUGGCGCUACGUGAUCAACUCGAUGCGCCAGACUCUGGCUAGGGAAGAGGCUACGAUCAAGGAAGAACGGCGUCGCGUCUUGGUGGGUGAAGGUAGAAAGCGGAGUCGCUGGACGACGUGGUUGAGCAACAAGUUCAGCAGGAGGAAGAGACCGAAGAAUGAAGUGUCCACCUGGUCCGUUGAAGAGGUCCAAACCUGGCUCUCCUCUCUUGGGUUGAGCUCCUACAUCGAGCAGUUCAAGGCCAACGACAUUUCCGGGCAGGAGCUUAUCCAUUUGGAAAGAUCCGACUUCAAAGACCUCGGGAUCAUCAAGAUUGGGCAUGUCAAGCGGUUACAGACCGCUAUCAACGAUUUGGUCGAAAAAGAAAACGAGUCCCGCACCCGGGCAGGUAGCCGUAAAGGUGCCAGCCUAUCCGUGGAACGACGAGGCUGUUGCGCAUUUUUGGCCAGAAUGCUGUGUUGUUUUUCCAGUAGCGUCUCCGUGGCCGUGCCCGAGCUGCCGUCGUUGAGCAGCCUC